This is a messenger RNA of Spodoptera littoralis (African cotton leafworm), 1617 nucleotides long. Lineage: Eukaryota; Metazoa; Arthropoda; Insecta; Lepidoptera; Noctuidae. The record is from the annotation of a GenBank genome assembly.
AUGGAUGAAAUUGCAAUAAAAUAUGAAUUUCCUAAUGAAGACAAUCAAUGCUCAGUCUGUCUAAGUAUUGGAAGGAAAUUGUUUCCAUUAGAACAGUGUGUGAACGUGUUUAGGCUUCUAACUUCGGAAUUAGAAGUUUAUAAUAACAUUCCUUUAGAAAAUAUAAGGAUAUGCUGGGAGUGCCGUGCCUCUCUCUGCAAGGCUGUCAAGUUUCAGCAGCAAGCUGUGAAAGCUAAUGAAAUGCUGCAGUUAGGUCAGAGCUACAUCUACGGCACACAAUCUACGCUUGCAACUGUCAUUUUAAACGACUCCCAUCCACAUACAAUAUACAUAAAUGAUAUCAAUAUACAGACAGAUUUAAAGACUUGUGAUAAAUAUAAUGAUGAUCUUGAUGAUGUUGAUGACGGCGAUGGUAGAAGUGAUCAUGAGGAUAAGGAAACUGUUCCUGAUGAUGACUUCAAAGAAGAAGAGGUGGUGGAAAAUACAGCACCACAGAUAAAACCGAAAAACAACCGCUGGGCGAAGAAAAGAGCUUUACAAAAUAAAAAACCGAAAUUCAAAAUCAUUAUGAAAGACAAGAACUGCUUUAGAAGAGAACAGAUAGAUGAUGUAGAUGUUAGAAAAUGUAUGGAGAGUGAAAGAGAUAGCGAAUAUUUUAAAUCUAAAAGAUAUAAGUGUGAUAAUUGUGUUGUUGUGUUUGAAAAUGAAGAUAUUUUGAAGAAUCAUAAUGAAAUGUUUCAUGAAAAGGUAACACAAUACAUCUGUGAUAUAUGUACGUCCCAUAUAAAAUCGAAGAGACAACUCUGUGAACAUAUAAGACGCCAUUACAUAAAAUAUAAGUGUAAUAUAUGCGAAUAUACAUGUUAUAGCAAGCCUCAUAGACUAUAUCAUAUAGAGAAACUACAUGGACGAAUAUUUCAAUGUUUAAAAUGUCGACUGAAAUUUGGGAGUAGAAAAGAAUUUUUCAAACAUUACAAGGGUUGGCACGAGAAGUUCAUUUGUGAUUACUGCGGCAUUACUUUCAAGAUGAGGUACUGCAUUAAGGACCAUAUUAGAAAACAACACUCGCCAUUCGAAUGCAAGCCGUGUAACAAGAAAUGGGCUCGGUACAAUGGACUAUGGCUACACAACAAGACGACACACACGGCACACAAUACAGCGUACUGCGUGGAGUGCGACCGACAGUACAGGGAUAUAUACAGAUACCGGUGGCAUAUAGCUAAUAGUGCUAGACAUACGAAACGUAAGAAACAUAGGAUUCCAUGCCCGGGUUGCGACAAGAUAUUCUCAAAAAACAUCUACAUGAAAGAUCACUACAACUUGGUUCAUUUGAAGUGUUAUAAGUAUCGCUGCGAGCAGUGUGAUAAGAACUUCAUCAGGAAUGCAGAUUUAGUGAAGCACACAAGACGCGUCCACGAAGGUAUAUUGCCACCGAAAAAUAAAAUAUGCUAUAUGUGCGGCCGUGGGUUUACUACCAACAAGAUAUUAACGAACCACCUUCGUACCCACACAGGCGAGAAGCCCCACGUGUGUUCUAUAUGCAACGCGCGGUUUGCACAGAGCACUGCCUUGUCCGCGCAUGCGCGAGCCAUACACCAUACAAGCAAAACUACGUAG